This is a messenger RNA of Cuscuta epithymum, 3051 nucleotides long. Lineage: Eukaryota; Viridiplantae; Streptophyta; Magnoliopsida; Solanales; Convolvulaceae. The record is from the annotation of a GenBank genome assembly.
CCAACAUCUCCCUCCUCUCCACGGACCACUCCAGCAACCAGCACUUCUUCGUACGAGUUUAUUAUAUAAAUCAAUCUCCUGCGUAAUAAAUUGGGUUGGGUAACCCGUUGCUUUUACAUCUUCACAACUCAUAUCAAACCGCGGUUUCGAGAAAAUAGGGAAAUUUCCCAACGGAGCCUCUAAAAACAAGCCGUGUUUCUUUGUGUAUCCGGAAGAAGAAGAGGAAGAAAAGAUCCGUCUUUGCCUCUGUUCUUGAGAGAAAUGCUGUUCAAGAUCUGAAAUUUAGCAGCGCUGGGCUUUUCUGUUUGCGGAAGAAAGAAUGGGGAGCAAAUGGAGGAAGGCGAAGAUGGCUCUGGGAUUCAAUAUGUGUCUCUACGUCCCCAAAACGAAAGAUGAAGAGGAAGAAGCGCCGCCGGGAACGGUGCCGCCGGCUGCCGGGAGAGCUUCUGAUGCUGUUUCCCUCUCACCCGACCCGACCCAGAGCUUUGAUUCGCGGCUCAUCAUGCCGACCACCCCCACCCCCUCCUCCUCCGGCCUCAGGUUGUCCAAACACAGCUCUAGAUCUUCUAAGGUUCCAAAUGGACAACUUAAUGUUUGUUGAUGUGGAUUAGUGGAAGAAUCUGGGGUGCAGCAUUGCCAUCAUUUAGUUGGCUCUUUAUAUUUGACGAUCUUUUUUGCUUGCAGUUUCAGGAAUUUCAUACACUUUCUUCUGUAACUCUUGUAAAGUUACUGUUAACCCUAUGUGCACGAUAUGCUUGACAAGUAUGAAACCGGGACAAGGCCACGCCAUAUUCACUGCAGAAUGCUCACACUCCUUCCAUUUCCACUGCAUAACCUCCAAUGUGAAGCAUGGAAACCAGAUCUGUCCAGUUUGCAGAGCAAAAUGGAAGGAGAUCCCCUUCCAGACCUCUCCACCCCAUAAUUCCCCCCUGGAAAGAGCCAGGACCAAUCCUCCUCGUCCAUACUGGCCUCAGUAUAAUGCUUUGCUCACAUCUCUGAGACGCUCUUCUUCGCAACUUGGUUCGUCAAAUGCACAUAACUCGGCAGAACCAGCAGCUGUCUUUGAUGAUGAUGAACUUGUUGACCCUGAACCGUUAUUUUGUGCUGAUAGGGCUAAUGCUUCUCAUUCUGUGGGUGUGGUAGAAGUCCAGACAUAUCCAGAGAUAUCUGCCAUUUCAAAAUCGUCAGCUUACAAAGAUUUUGCCGUUCUGAUUCAUCUCAAAGCCCCACGGUCAGACGGGUACCUGAAUUCCAGGGGCGAGUAUAUGGGGACUCAAAAUUCCCGGGCCCCGGUUGAUCUUGUUACUGUUCUAGACGUUAGCGGCAGCAUGGCAGGUACGAAGCUGGCUUUACUAAAACGGGCAAUGGGUUUUGUCAUCCAACAUCUCGGCCCGUCCGAUAGGCUCUCAGUAAUUGCUUUCUCCUCAUCCGCCCGGCGCCUCUUUCCUCUUCUUAAGAUGACUGAUUCGGGCAGGCAAGAAGCGUUACAAGCGGUCAACUCGCUAAGUUGCAAUGGCGGAACCAACAUUGCAGAUGCCUUGGUAAAGGCUGCACAGGUCAUGACUAACCGAAGGUCAAAGAACCCAGUCAACAGUAUAAUACUGCUCUCUGACGGGCAGGACACGUACACUCUCAACAAUCCGUACGGAACAAAUACGGAAACGGGUUACAGGUCAUUACUCCCUGUCUCGAUGCGUCGUGGAUCAGGUCUUCAUAUUCCGGUCCACACGUUCGGGUUCGGGUCUGACCAUGAUGCCGUGGCCAUGCACUCUAUCUCAGAAUCUUCCGGAGGGACGUUUUCUUUCAUAGAGGCGGAAGGAGUGAUCCAAGAUGCUUUCGCUCAAUGCAUUGGCGGGCUUCUUAGCGUUGUGGUUCAGGAUCUACGGAUCGAAGUAGAAUGUGUGGACCCCACAUUGCAACUCGGAUCAAUAAAAUCUGGAAGCUACAACAACUCUUUGAAACUGGGCAAAAGAGGUGGCGUUAUAGAAGUUGGAGAUUUGUAUGCCGAAGAGGAAAGAGAUUUUGUUGUUAUGAUGGAUAUACCCACUGUUCAUGUAUCUACAAACGACCAUAUGAACCUCAUGAGUGUUAAGUGCGUGUACAAGGACCCAAUUUUAAAAAACUUGGUGAAGAUGGAUGAUGUUGCUGAUGUCACCAUCAGGCGUCCUAUCUCGGUUGAUCGGGAAGAAGUUUCCAUGGAGGUCGAUAAGCAGCGGAAUAGGCUUCGAGCAGCGGAAGCUAUGGAGGAAGCCAAAGCUGCGGCGGAUCGUGGCGAGUUGACAGCCGCAGUGGCUAUAGUAGAGCAUGCCCGGAAACAGCUUUCGGAAACUGUGUCUGCCAGAGCAGGAGAAGGACUGUGUGUCGGUUUGGAUGCUGAAUUGAGGGUAAUGCAAGAGAGGAUGGCCAAUCGCUCAACUUACGAAGCCUCAGGCCGGGCUUAUGUGUUGUCGGGAUUGAGUUCACACUCGUGGCAGAGGGCAACGGCCAGGGGGGACUCCACAGAGAGCACAAGUCUUGUGCUUGCUUACAAGACGCCUUAUAUGGUGCAAAUGAUUAACCGGUCCCAGAAUACAGCUUCGGGUAGUUCCCGACCGCCACUACGGCAAGCACGGUCCUUUCCUUCGCCUCCUCGACCACGUUGAUGCACCUGUUGGGCACAUAGUCUUGCAACACAUGAUUCUCAUUUGUUUUCUUUUCUUAAAAACUCCUCUUUCGCUAUUUUUGCUUUCUUUUAAUAUCUACAUAAGCGGAAUUUUGGAUGCAGCUGGUCAGUAGGAAAUGGUUCUUUGAUUUGGGGGGUAUAUUUUCAUGUUUUUCUUUGGGGAAGGUAAUUGGGAGGAGCCAGGGAUUUGAAAGCAUUGUACAUACAGAGAUAAAAUUCAUGCUUUUUUUGUUGUCCCUUUUUUGUUUAUUGGAUGAUGAUGAUGAUGGAGAACUAAUUUUGGACUAAUAAUAGUACUUAGGGCAAAGGCGGUAUGUGGAGUAUUUAAUUUGUCGAUGUAUGAAAGUAUAUCUGUUCUUUUCACCAUUGGUUAACAUGUCAUAUGCUAG